Gigantopelta aegis is the source of this 579-nucleotide messenger RNA. Its product is annotated as acidic mammalian chitinase-like. The transcript is spliced from 5 exons. Gene Ontology annotation, cellular component: extracellular region. The record is from RefSeq and is a predicted model, not a curated record. The coding region runs from base 1 to 579 and encodes 192 amino acids. Gene Ontology annotation, molecular function: chitin binding; chitinase activity. Gene Ontology annotation, biological process: chitin catabolic process; carbohydrate metabolic process. Lineage: Eukaryota; Metazoa; Mollusca; Gastropoda; Neomphalida; Peltospiridae.
AUGUUUGAUGAUACCGUUAAGCCUAUUUGUCAGCUGGAACAGCAAGGCUGGAGGAAGUCAUGGCACGAGGAACACAAAGUCCCUUACGUCUAUGACAACAACCUGUGGAUCGCUUACGAUGAUGAGAAGAGUCUGGAGGUCAAGGUGAACUACAUCAAGGACAACAAUCUGUUGGGGUUCAUGGCCUGGGAGAUGUCGUACGACGACUUCAGCGGAGAGUUCUGUGGACAAGGACAAUACCCCUUGUUAAACAGCUUGAAGAGAGCCAUUGAAGCUCCCAGAGAUACUUUUAAACCCGAGAAGAAUGAUGGCGAAGUUCCCGAGUUUGACAAAGACGACGAUGACUGCAAGAACUGCAGUUCGAAUCCCGACAAACCGACGACACGAGCCGAGCCUUGUACGACGUGUUUCCACGACGACGACGACGGCAUCCGGGUUCCGAAACCUAGACGCGACGACACGACGACCACGCGGCGCUCUCCUAGAACGACGGCGAUAGAUACCGCCAUUGAAUGGUGGUCUCUUGGCUUGCAAGAUGUGUCAAUGUAUACGUAUUGCGAUGAGAAGUCAAAAUGUUGA